This is a messenger RNA of Dacryopinax primogenitus, 2349 nucleotides long. RefSeq names its product Piwi-domain-containing protein. NCBI's taxonomy places the organism in Eukaryota, Fungi, Basidiomycota, Dacrymycetes, Dacrymycetales, Dacrymycetaceae. Bases 1 to 2349 code for a protein of 782 amino acids. The transcript is spliced from 19 exons. The record is from RefSeq and is a predicted model, not a curated record. Gene Ontology annotation, molecular function: protein binding; RNA binding.
AUGGCAUACAAUUCCUAUACUUCCCAACCCGGUGCGCCGCAGGCAGCUCUUUCCUCGCAGUCUCUCCCAGUCGUCAACUUCCCCCGUCGACCUGGCUUCGGAAGUGACGGCAGAAAACUGCAAGUGACUACCAACCACUUCGAGCUGACCUGGGCUGGACAGCACCUCAUCACGCACUACAGCGUCGAUAUCGAGCCGGAGAUCACAGCCGGCGACGUGACGCGUCGCAAGUAUGAGAUCAUCGACCAUCUGCAGACGAUCUCCUAUCCCCAGGUGUUCUCCCCGCGUGCCUCAUAUGACGGGGACAAGAACCUCUACGCUUCAGCCGAAUACCCGAUUGGCAAAACUGAAAAUUUCCACGUUCUCAUGACCAAGAAAAAAUCCCCUCCUCCCCCUGGCAGCCCGGGGCACUUCAUUCUCCGCCUCACUAUCGUGAACACUGUACGCCCUCAGCUGCUUAUGGACUACAUACGCAAUGGUCAGGCGCCAAGCUCGAAUGAGGUGCUCCAAAUCCUUAACUGUCUCAAUGUCAUACUCCGCCAGGCUGCGAUCCACUGGAACGAGGGUCCCCUGCUGGAUGUCGUCAUGACCUAUCUGAACAAGCGUAAUGUCCGCGACCUGCAGAACUUGUCCGACGCCGAAAUCAAUAACCUCAAUCGCUAUCUAAAGGACGUCAGAGUCAGGUUUUCUCACAAACCCGGGAUGAAGGGAAGGCCUAUCCAUAAGUUUGACAAGCGUGGAGCGGACAAGAUCGAGUUAGAGGAUGAUGGACCAAAGAUUACCCAAUAUUUUCUAGACACUUACAACGUCACCCUCCGUUACCCCUACGCGUGCUGUGUCUGGGUGUCGAAGACCGCCGCACUCCCUCUAGAAAUGUGCAUCAUCGAGCCGGGGCAGCUGUACAGGAAAAAAAUCAAUCAAGGUGACCUGACCCGCGAAAUGAUCGCAUUCUCGAACCGAAAGCCGGACCAGCGCAUCAACACUAUUGUACAGGGUCUCGGAGAUAUGAUGUAUGACCGGAGCGACUACAUGAACAAUGCGGGCCUGCGUGUUGGCGUACAACCGAUCCAAUGCGAAGGACGCCAGCUACGGGGGACUCCAGUGGAGUACAAGGAUGGGAAGCUUGACGUGACCAAUGGCGCAUGGAACUUGCGAGGUAAGGAGUUCGUUCGCAGCGCUAGCGUGGGCGUCUGGGUCGUUGUCAACCUCUGCCCCGGCGCUGGAAGAGGGAGUUUUUCUCGGCAACAAACGCAAGAGCUUGUGAAGACGAUGGAACUGCUGAAAGUCGGAAAUGAUGUGCGCAAUCGGUAUAAAGUGCCAAAGCCUAACUUGUAUCUCAUCAUCACCAACGGUUCUGCGGAUCUCUACACUCGUGUUAAACACUGGGGUGAUAUCGUCAUGGGCGUGGCUACUCAGCACGUCAGACUGGACAAAGUCACUCGACCAAACAUGCAAUAUUGUGCGAAUGUCGCUAUGAAAAUUAAUCUCAAACUCUCCGGACAAAACCAUUUCCCUAUGGGUGCUGCCAUCAAGGAGUUGGCUAAAGUUCCUUUCAUGGUAUUCGGGGCUGAUACGAGCCAUCCCGGACCCGGAGAAAAAGACAAGCCUAGCAUUUCUGCACUGGCAGCCAGUGUGGAUAGGAAUGUGACCGUUUAUGUUACGACUGUUCGUGCACAAGAGGGGAAAGUUGAAAUUCUCAAGGAUCUUCAGGAAAUGACCCAGUGGGCAAUUGCUCGGUUCCAGGAGUACCAGAAGGCUACGAUUGGGAAAAGCAACAUCGUGCCGCAGACGGUAAUCUUUUAUAGGGAUGGUGUCAGCGAGGGUCAAUUCGCUGAGGUGUACACGAGCGAAGUGCAGGCAAUCCGCAGCGCCUUCGAGGCUAUGGGGCUCAAGCCGCCAAAGAUAACUUUCAUGGUCGUAGGAAAGCGUCAUCACGUUCGAUUCUUCCCGAAGCGCUCGGACGCCGAUCGCACAGAAAAUGCACCUGCUGGGUUUGUGGUUGACACUGACGUUGCUCACCCAUACGAGUGGGACUUCUACUUGCAGAGUCACGCUGGUCUCCUUGGCACGUCUCGUCCAAUGCAUGUCUCGGUGGUCGCCGACGAGAACGGAUUCAGUGCGGAUAGCCUGCAGAAUCUGACGUUCGCUUUGACCCAUAAUUUCCCUCGAGCCACCAGGACGGUCAGCAUCCCAACCCCGGUCUAUCAUGCAGAUCUGGCUUGUGGUCGUGCACCCAUUCACUUCGACCCUAAUGCAGAUAUCGGAGGCGGAUUGAACAGUUUGGAGGCUUAUCAGAACGCACUCCGUCAGGCGCACAAGAAUCUUCAGCAGAGCAUGAUCUGGAUGUAG